Messenger RNA from Megalopta genalis, 3443 nucleotides. RefSeq names its product peroxisomal biogenesis factor 6 (gene Pex6). Gene Ontology annotation, cellular component: peroxisomal membrane; cytosol. Lineage: Eukaryota; Metazoa; Arthropoda; Insecta; Hymenoptera; Halictidae. The record is from RefSeq and is a predicted model, not a curated record. Gene Ontology annotation, biological process: protein import into peroxisome matrix. Gene Ontology annotation, molecular function: ATP hydrolysis activity; ATP binding.
AUCACAGAAAAAAAGCAACACAGCUGAAAUUACGAAUUCUCUAACAUCGGAAAAUCGGACAAUAAGGAACGUACGAGUGGCAGAAUUACUCAUCACAAAUAGGAUUGGAUGAUACCAAUGGAUUCCAUUGGCAAUUCAUUGGAAUCGUCCAAUUCCAUUUUUGAGGUCUCCUCACCGCCGCUUGGAGCAGAUCCCGAACAAAAUCUCUGACACCAUUGGACAUACUAGGCACCAAUGAACAACACUGCUGGCUUUGAAUGGAAAUUCUAAGAAUGGUCAGAUACUUGAGAGCUCUGCCUGGAAAUAAGCUUUACUUUUUUUCCGUAAGAGACAUUACAAUCGCCUACACAUGCACAAUACAGGGCCGCUAACCUAAUUGUAGAAUAAUAAACACGAUGUAUUAAAAAUGUUAUACAUAACUUUAUUUAUUUCCUUUUUGUGUACAAUGUCAAUACAACAAUGUUUCUAAAAUAAUUUCACACUGCUUGAAGAAAAAUAUCACUAUACAUUAUAUAGGUCUGAUUAUCAAGGAUUAAAAAACUUUCUUAUUUCUUCUUGAAUAUUCUUUAUAUACUUGGAUAAAUGAUUUAAGAUCGUAUAUAAAUCUUUUUAACGAAAAUAUUUAUGCAACAUGAGCACUCUGUAUUCUUAUAUCAAUUUUUUACGAGAAUUAACAAGAAUGAUGAAACACAAUUACAAGUACAUACUUUUUUAUACAUUUAUACAUUAUGUAUUUCAUAAAUUCAAAGUAUUAAUGAACACAAGAGUUGAGUGGAAAGUUUUGCCAGACUAUGAAUUUCAGAAUGUAGCCAAACAAUCUUACAAUGAAGCAGAGUACUACAUAGAUUGCAAGUCUUGUUUACUGGCAAAUAUAAAGUUUUUAAAAAUAUGUACUCCCACUUGGUUUUAUGUGUGCUCUAAGGUAUCUUAUAAAAAGUACAAAUUAUUAGUUAUACCACUAAAUGAUUUAAGUACAAAUGAAAUAUUUGUAAGCGAACUUGUUAGACAUAAUAUAGAAAAUGCACUUCGAUGCACAAUUGAUAAUUGUUUUUUGUUGCCAAUAAAGGAUGAUAGUGUUAGUUUUGCUGCAGAGGCAAAAAUUUCUAUGAUAUCAAAUUCAUAUGACUGCACAAAUGAUUUAAUUAUUGCUGUACUUGAAGAUUAUUUUUCUGAACCUCGAUUUUUAAGAAAAAAUGAUUUAUUUGCUAUUAACGCAAAAAAUCAGUUUUAUUCACACAGUAAUCCCUCAUUGGCUGUGAUAUAUUUCAAAGUUAAUUUCGUUAAGAUCAAAGAGAAUGUAAAUUCUACAGUAAAGAAUGGUUGUUACAUUUUGAGAGAAGAAACAACACUUAUUCAAGAAUCAAAUAUACAUAGUUAUCUACCUCAAAGAUAUUUCUAUCUUGAUGCCAAAGAGAAAUUGUUGGAACCAUAUCCACCAAAUUUUACAAAACUUCUAACACAUUUAGAACAUUGUAUUUUGCCAUUUAUUAAACAUGAUAUUCAAUUACCCAUAAAGCCAAUAUUUUUGAUUAAGGGUUCAUUAGGCUCUAAUAAACACAAAUUGAUACAAACUGUGGCAGAAAGGAUUGGAUUAAAUUUUCUCUACGCGGAUCUAGCAGAAGUUCAGGCUUUGACAUCGGCGCAAACAGAAGCCAAAUUACGCAUCGUAUUGCACAAUGCUGAACAAUCCAUACCAUGUGUACUUUGUCUAAGUAACAUAGAAUUAUUUGGAAAAAAUUCUGAAGGACAGAAAGAUGAAAGAAUUAUAUCUACUUUUGCAACAGAAGUAAAUACGCUGUACAAUAAACAUUUAAAAUAUCCAAUUAUCAUAAUAGCUACAACAAAUGAAACCGACAUAUCAGCAGAGUUAAACAGAAUGUUCAUCGAAACAAUUCAAAUCGAGCAUCUAAAUCAGGAUGAGAGAACAGAUCUGAUUUCAUGGUUGCUUGCCAAACGGAACUUAAAUUACCAAUCGAACCUGUUGAAAGUUGCAGGAAUGUGUUCAGACUACAGAUUCGCAGACUUGAAUGCACUAAUACUACAUGCAGUCAAAUUUCAUUACAAGUACAGGAAUACUGAUUUCAAUUCGCUGACACUGACUCAAGAAGACUUCGAUAAAGCUUAUGAGUAUAUGCAAUCAAUAUACACUGACUGCAAGGGUGUACCUCGUGUCCCAAAAGUGCACUGGGAAGAUAUCGGCGGUUUAGGGGACCUCAAGCACGAAAUUAUGCGCCGUAUUCAACUACCCCUCUUAAAUGCUCUCGGUUUUGGUCAAUCUGGGUUACUUUUAUACGGACCACCUGGAACUGGAAAAACUCUUCUCGCUAAAGCCGUUGCAACCGAGUAUCAGCUCCACUUUCUAUCUGUUAAAGGUCCUGAAGUAUUGAACAUGUAUGUCGGUCAAAGCGAGAAGAAUAUUAGGCAGGUGUUCGAACGAGCAAAAUCAGCGGCCCCAUGCAUAAUAUUCUUCGAUGAGCUGGAUUCGUUGGCACCAAAUCGUGGCCGCAGUGGCGACAGUGGAGGAGUAAUGGAUCGUGUCGUAUCUCAACUACUUGCUGAAAUGGAUGGCCUUGAUGGUUCCAACAGCAUCUUUAUCAUAGGGGCCACGAAUAGGCCAGAUCUCAUAGACCCCGCUCUCCUUAGACCCGGUCGAUUCGACAAGUUGUUAUACGUUGGCAUUCAUUCCGAUCGCGACGCCCAACUCAAAGUGUUAGAAGCAUUGACUCGUAAAUUUAAAUUGCGCGAAAACGGCGAAGAAUUAGCACAGCUGAUAGAUCAUAUGCCUGCUCAUACUACUGGGGCUGAUUUGUAUUCAGUCUGUUCCAAUGCGUGGUUGAACGCUGCCCGUAAAGUAUUGAGCAAAGAUGAUCCAAACAAUUCGAUGGAACAAUCUGUUUCAAAUAAGAUUGGCUUAAAUGAACCUAUCACCGUGGAGCUGGCAGACUUUUUAGAAGCUGUUCACGAAUUGGUCCCAUCUGUUAGUGAGGAGGAGGCGGAAAGAUAUAGAAGAAUGCAAACAGAAUUGUCGUCGUCAUAGUAAUUGAAAACAUUGUAUCAGAAACGUCCGCUUUACGAGGGUUGAACAUCUUUCAAUAUUAUAAACGACAGUCGAUCUUUUUAUUUCGGGAAAUAUGUAAAACAAUUUUUUACAACGAACAGUUAAAUCAAGAAAGGUAUUAAUCUACGCUCUAUCCCUAGAUAUUGCACCAGAACGGUUACUCUUAGACGCUAGUGCGUGACAAAGAACAGCAGCAGUGCCGAAUACCUAAUUCCGAGGGCACGAUCCUUGAACGGUUCCAUUUUCCUACCUUAUUAAAAAUUCUGUUACAAUAUACACUGAUCCGAAAUAUACAAUGUAGAAAAAUAGGAUAGCUAAAUCCACUGUGUACCUAUACCGGGCAUGAAAUUCAGUAACAAACGAAUAAAGGGUUUUUUUUACUGGA